AUGGCCUCAGCUACAGUUACCAAGAAGUUGAGGGAGGAAGCUACCUGCCCCAUCUGCCUGGAGCUGAUGACUGAGCCCGUGAGCAUUGACUGUGGGCACAACUACUGCCACCUGUGCAUAGUGGAACUUAUUGGGAGCCAAACAUCUCAUACAUCAUCACUGAGGACAUUUCAUUGUCCUCAGUGUAGAAAACCUUUUAAAAGUGAUAGCAUCCGGCCCAACAAGCAGCUGGGAAAUAUCAUUGAAACCAUAAAGGAGACAGACCACGAAAGUUUGUGUAAGGAGCAUGGAGAGCAGCUCAACUUGUACUGUAAAGAUGAUGGUCAGCUCAUCUGCUGGCGUUGUGAGCGGUCACCACAGCACAAAGGACAUGUCACUGCUCUUGUUGAAGAUGCAUGUCAAGGCUACAAGAAACAGCUCCAGAAAGCAGUGACAAAACUGGAGGACACAAGAUCAAGAUAUAUGCUGUUAAAGCUAGACAGAACACAGAAAAUAAAUAAUUGGGAGGUGAAAAUUAAGCAUGAGAAAGAAAGAAUCCAUUCUGAAUUUAAAAGUCUUCACAACUUUCUGAACCAGGAGGAGGAAUUUUAUAUGUGUAGGCUAGAGAAAGAACAAGAGCAGAAGCUGAGCAGACUGCAGAACAAUGUAGCUCAUCUGGAAAACAAACUGCAGGAACUGAAAAACGGCAUCCUGGAACUGGACAAGAAAUGUCAGGGCUCAGCACAGCAUUUGCUGCAGGAUAUAAAAAACACCUUGAGCAGGGUCUCAGAUACCAAUCUGGAAACACCGGAAGAUGUUUCUUUGGAGCUGCAUACUGUGUGCAAUGUCUCUGAGCUUAACUUUACCCUGAAAAAAAUGUUAAAGCACUUUCAAGACAAUAUGACUCUGAAUCCAGAUACCACUUAUCAAAAAUUACAUCAGUUUGACAAUCAGAAUAAAGUGGAUUACUGUGGGUUCUUCCUGAAGUCUCAAACUUCUGGAGGAUUUCGUGUCUUACCCUGUAUCCUGGGAUGUGAGCGCUUCACCUCAGGAAGACAUUACUUUGAAGUGGAUGUGCGAGAAGGAACUGAGUGGGGUGUAGGAGUUUGUCUGGAAAAUGUACCAAGAGACAUUGACACAGGACGAGAGCCUCAGUCUGGAUUCUGGGCCAUCAGACUGAGAAAGAACAAAGAUAACUUAGCCCUUACUUCUCCCCCAACUGCCCUUCCUCUGAGGGACCAGCCUGAAGUUGUAGGUAUUAUUCUAGACUGUGAGGCUGGGCUCAUAUCUUUCUACAAUGCCACUACUGGUUCCCACAUCUACACUUUCCCAAAAGCCUCAUUUUCUCAUGCUCUCAGACCUUAUUUUGAGGCUUAUCCAUUUUUUUCUUUGUCCCAAACUUCCUCAAACAGAAACAGUCUUAUGGAAGUUGGAGCUUCCAUGAACCCCAUGGAUUUCUGCAUUUCUGCAAAAGCCAUGGCCUCAGCUACAGUUACCAAGAAGUUGUUGGAGGAAGUUAAAUGCCCUAUCUGCCUGGAUAUGAUGACUGAGGCUGUGACAAUCAGCUGUGGGCACAACUACUGCCGCAUGUGCAUAGUGAGUUUUACUGAGAACCAAACCUCUGAAACAUCAUCUUCGAGGACAUUUCAUUGUCCUCAGUGUAGGAAACCUUUUAAAAGUGAUAGCAUUCAGCCCAACAAGCAGCUGGGAAAUAUCAUUGAAACCAUCAAGGAGACAGACUAUGAAAGUUUGUGUGAGAAACAUGGAGAGCAGUUCCACCUGUUCUGUGAAGAUGAUGGUCAGCUCAUCUGCUGGUGCUGUGAGCGGUCACCACAGCACAAAGGACAUGUCACUGCUCUUGUUGAAGUUGCAUGUCAGAGCUACAAGGAAAAGCUCCAGGAAGCAGUAGCAAAGUUGAAAAUCACAGAAUCCAAAUAUAAGCAGCUGAAGAAAGACACAACUCAGAAAAUAAGUAGUUGGGAGGAAAAAAUAAAGCAUGAAGAAGAUAGAAUUCGUUAUGAAUUUAGCAUUCUUCACACAUUCCUGCAUGAGGAGGAGGAAUUAUAUAUGUGUCAACUGAAGAAAGAAAAAGAACAGAAGCUGAGCAGCCUGCAGGAAAAUGUAGCCCAUCUGGACAACAAACUACAGGAACUCAGGAACUGCAUCCUGGAACUGGACAAGAAAUGUCAGGACUCAGCACAGAAGUUGCUGCAGGAUAUAAAAGACACCUUGAGCAGGAACUCAACUAUCAAUAUGGAAACACCAAAGGACGUUUCUUUGGAGCUGAAUACUGUGUGUAAUGUCUCUGAUUACUUUAACAUGAGAAAAAUAUUAAAGUGCUAUCAAGUCAAUGUGACUCUGGAUCCAGAUACUGCUCAUCCAGGAUUAGAUCUUUCUGAAAACCAGAGAAGAAUGUGUAAUGUUGAAAAACUUGACUUUGGUUCUUUUAUGACUUCUCAAUUUGCUAAAGAAUUUAUUGUCGCACCCUGGAUCCUGGGCCAAGAGCGCUUCACCUCAGGAAGACAUUACUUUGAAGUGGAUGUGCUAAAAGGAAACGAGUGUGGUCUAGGAGGUACCUUCACAGUUUUUACAGAUAGAUCCUCUAAUGGCCAGGCCGCCUAUGUGAUUAAUGGCAACCCCCAGCAUAAGAAAUCCACCUAUACCUCUGCCUAA
Sorex fumeus (smoky shrew) is the source of this 2652-nucleotide messenger RNA. Its product is annotated as E3 ubiquitin-protein ligase TRIM38-like. The transcript is spliced from 14 exons. The coding region runs from base 1 to 2652 and encodes 883 amino acids. Gene Ontology annotation, molecular function: protein binding; zinc ion binding. Lineage: Eukaryota; Metazoa; Chordata; Mammalia; Eulipotyphla; Soricidae. The record is from RefSeq and is a predicted model, not a curated record.